AGCUGCUAAAUGACCAUCGUUACAUCAACCACGAGACAGUAAUCAAUCUAAGAGAAUCUGGACAGCACCUCGCGGAACUUCUCAUGGUCCAGUCUGAUGUGGUUAAAGGGUUAUAUGUACGAGAGGUACAGACACUGUCAGCAAAAGAGAGCGGCUACCAUUUCUCGGUGCUAAAUACAUCUGUCGAACAACUGGAGGAGUUUGACAUUGAUGUGUUAGGUAAAGGAAUGGAAGUGCACGCACCAAUGUUAUGGAAUUUGCUUGAUAGACUGCUUUCGGCGAGAAGAAAGGGACAAAACCGAGGUCAUGGCAACAGCGGAGACCCGCAAGUUGGUGAGGAUGAUGUUAGCGAAGACGAAGAGGCUCUUUGGGAGGAACUAGGUGACUUGGAUCUGGAGGAAAUUGUGGAGGGACUCGAGGGGAACAUGUCGAAGAAAAAGAACAGGAUCAUAGCACAGCGAAAUAAGUUGACUACAAUUAAAAAGGUCAUUAUUCUGAGUAUAUUGAUGCAAAGCUCGAACCGAAAUUCAAACGCGCUGCAGAGCAUCGUUGGCAUAUUCCUGCAGUCAGUCCACACACCCCAAAAGGUCAUCGACACGCUAUCGAAAAUGGGUGUUAGUGUGUCCGUCGAUGCAAUAAAUGCAGCAGUACUGUCGUUGUCUGCAGAAUCCCACCGUGCUAUUCAUGCCCUUGACACGCUGGUACACCUCACCUCUGGCUUGCUAUUCCCGCUGCAGCAUGGCGUGACACGCGAAGACUUACGGUGCUCGAUUACACUGUGGGAAAAGUCUCCCCUCAACCUACAGCUCAAUCCGUCAACAGUCACAGCGAAAGGGGGAUGGAAGGACCUACUGCGGUUGCAUCCAGACUCCUUGAAUGCAGCUGGGCUGUCUCGUAGAGACCGCUUCAACUCCUGGAAAAUUCUUUCCGACCUAAUCAAUUACGGACCCCUAUACUUUCGUCAGUUCAAGGACCGACUUGGCGAUCCAGAAACAGUCGAUUCUAUACCUGUCACAAAGACACCCAUUCUCGCAGCACGCGUUAUGCAUCUCAGCAACUCCACAGUAUCCGGAAACAUAAGUUCAGUAGUAGAACUACUGCGACAGGGAGGGAUCGAGGAUCCAGACGAGAUUGAUGAUCCGGACAUGCCGGACAUGUCAGAGUAUGUUGUACUGUUCCACGGCGACCUUGGCUCUGGGGAACGUCUUCAGGCAGCCCAGCAACGACGGUCAAUCGAGGACACACAUUGGAAGCGCCUACAACAUGUAGUUUUCAUCCCCGGUUUGUUUCACUUGAAGAUGGCCGGUGCAGAUGCUAUAUGGCGCACAUUCUUGCAGCAACCGUCAGCACGUGACGAUGAAAAUGCGUUAAUGCACGAUGUUGCAAUUCUGCGUCCAAAAGAAACAGGAAUCUAUGGAUCAAAACCCGGUUUUCGCCACAUGCAUGAACUCGUCACGUACGAUGGUAUAUGUCGACGACUGGAUUGCUGGAGGGUCGAGGCAAAGAAGCAAAAUACUUUGCAUGUGGAUCUUGAUGCAUAUGCGGCAUCAGAGCCUCUGUUCGAUGAGCUGAAAACGAUGGCUGAUCAGCUCGCACAGACAUAUAUCACCAAUCAUGGACUGCGGCGGACAAGGUCCGCAAAUCACUCACAGCGGGACGAGCAAUACGAAAACGGACUCCUCCUAAAUAGAUACUUCCUAUUGUACGAGGAGCUCUCGUAUGCGAUGAACUCGGGGGAUAUCGGCCGUGUGGAGACAUGCAUCGUUGGGUGGAUCUUGAUAUUCAAAGCUACAGGCAAGCAUAAUCGACAUGCAGAGGUGGACAUGACACAAACAUUCAAGCAGCUAUGUAAAUACAUAGCGGAGCAUUCCCCACAUGAACACACACCAGGACGACAUAGCAAAUACUCUAUCCCUGACCUAUUCAGCAAGGGCCAGGAACUAUUAGAUAAAAUGGAGGACGGAGCGGAGGGAGCCGAAGAUCAACUUGAAGCAAUGUUGGAAGAUUUGGUGGUAGAACUAGGCGUAUAG
This is a messenger RNA of Suillus clintonianus, 2030 nucleotides long. RefSeq lists its product as uncharacterized. The record is from RefSeq and is a predicted model, not a curated record. Bases 84 to 2030 code for a protein of 648 amino acids. The transcript has 4 exons. Lineage: Eukaryota; Fungi; Basidiomycota; Agaricomycetes; Boletales; Suillaceae.